Loxodonta africana (African savanna elephant) is the source of this 2735-nucleotide messenger RNA. RefSeq names its product BAG cochaperone 5 (gene BAG5). Gene Ontology annotation, biological process: protein stabilization; negative regulation of protein ubiquitination; regulation of inclusion body assembly. Gene Ontology annotation, cellular component: cytosol; cytoplasm; membrane. Bases 137 to 1480 code for a protein of 447 amino acids. The transcript is spliced from 2 exons. NCBI's taxonomy places the organism in Eukaryota, Metazoa, Chordata, Mammalia, Proboscidea, Elephantidae. Gene Ontology annotation, molecular function: protein-folding chaperone binding; adenyl-nucleotide exchange factor activity. The record is from RefSeq and is a predicted model, not a curated record.
GGGGUUGACACGGGAACUGCGGGCCACGGGCUCACUGCGGGCCACCAGGUCACCUGCUGCUCUGAACCCUGCCUGGAACUCAACUCACGCCACAGUGGGGGAGACGUGAGUGCUUGUGAAACAACCCAACCAAAGCAUGGAUAUGGGAAACCAACACCCUUCUAUUAGUAGGCUUCAGGAAAUCCAAAAGGAAGUGAAAGGCGUAGAACAACAAGUAACUGGCUUCAGUGGCCUGUCAGAUGACAAGAAUUACAAGAGACUGGAGCGAAUUCUAACGAAACAGCUUUUUGAGAUAGACUCUGUAGAUACUGAGGGAAGAGGAGAUAUUCAGCAAGCGAGAAAAAGGGCAGCCCAAGAGACGGAGCGUCUUCUCAAAGAGCUGGAGCAGAAUGCAAACCACCCACAGCGGCUCGAGAUCCACACCAUUUUCAAGGAAGCCCAGGCCCUUGUGAAGGAGAAAAUCGUGCCGUUCUACAGUGGAGGCAACCAUGUCACUGAUGAAUUUGAGGAAGGCAUCCAGGAUGUCAUUCUGAGGCUGACGCACGUUAAAACCGGAGGGAAGAUCUCCCUGCGGAAAGCCAGGUAUCACACCCUGACCAAGAUCUGUGCCGUCCAGGAGAUCAUCGAAGACUGUGUGAAGAGACAGCCGUCCCUGCCGCUUUCGGAGGACGCGCACCCUUCCGUGGCCAAGAUCAACUCAGUGAUGUGCGAGGUCAACAAGGCCAGAGGCACCCUGAUCGCGCUCCUAAUGGGCGUGAACCACAACGACACCUGCCGGCACUUAUCCUGCGUGCUCUCGGGGAUGAUGGCAGACCUGGACGCUCUGGAUGUGUGUGGGCGCACGGAAAUCCGCAACUACCGCAGGGAGGUCGUAGAGGAUAUCAACAAGUUACUGAAGUAUUUGGAUUUAGAAGAGGAGGCAGACACCACGUACGCGUUCGACCUGGGACAGAACCAUUCCAUUUUAAAGAUAGAAAAAGUCCUCAAGAGAAUGAGAGAAAUAAAAAACGAGCUUCUCCAAGCGCAGAAUCCUCCCGACUUGUACCUGAGCUGCAAAACAGAGCUGCAGGGCCUCAUCGGACAGCUGGAUGAGGUGAGCCUGGAGAAGAACCCCUGCAUCCGGGAAGCCCGGAGGAGAGCAGUGAUUGAGGUGCAGACGCUCAUCACAUACAUCGACUUAAAGGAAGCCCUGGAGAAAAGAAAGCUGUUUGUGUGUGAGGAGCACCCUCCACACAAAGCUGUCUGGAGCGUCCUUGGCAACUUGUCAGAGAUCCAGGGAGAGGUGCUUUCGUUUGACGGGAACCGCACAGACAAGAACUACAUCCGCCUGGAGGAGCUUCUUACCAAGCAGCUGCUGGCCCUGGACGCCGUGGACCCGCAGGGAGAGGAACGGUGCAAGGCCGCCAGAAAGCAGGCGGUGAAGCUGGCCCAGAAUAUCCUCAGCUAUCUGGACCUGAAAUCCGAUGAAUGGGAGUACUAAAAUACCAGACAUCUCACGUUCAGUAUUGCUUGUUUUGCACUUUAUAUAUACUUUCUAUGUAUUUCUCGAGAGGUGUCAGUUCAUUGAGCUUAAACGUGAUUUAUAUACAUGUCUACUUCAACCUCAGUAUUUAUGAUUUAAGCAGAUUGUAUUCAGAAUCUCUGCUGCUUUGGGUGCUGCGAAGCAGUUGUCACUCCAGCACGCUGGCUGUUCCGUCUGGGUCGGUCUCCGUAUGAUGUGGCCUGGGUUUUUAUCGGGGGGGGGGGGUGGGGCUGGGGCAGGUUUUGUUAACAAAAAAUGGAAUCAAGGCAGUUUUGUAAUUUUAAAAAAUGGGUUGUGUGAGUGUUAAAAUGCAGAUACUUCAAAAUCUAGAAAAAUAGACAUAAGCUUACCCGAUACUGGAAGAAUUGUGAGAAAAGGGGAAAUUGUGAUUACACAGAGUGAGGUCCAAGCAGGAGCAGUAGGGUGCUCUGUUUUAAUCUGCUAAGUAAAGCAGAACUUGUUCGUUUGUGAACCCUGAUUCGGGCCCAGCCCACGAAUUGAGUGGGGUUUUUAUCUGUUACUGGAUAGCUUUGAGUGAAGAUCUGUUCUUUUGUAAAUGUUUUUUAUUUGAAAAACAGUGUCUGUAUUCUCCCCCUACCCUCUGCAUUUAGAGAGGGGGAAUUUUAUUUUUAUGUGUGUAAUGUAAGCAGAUUAUGAAAAUAGCAAAAAAAAAAAAAAAAACCUCCGGGACUGCAUUGAAGAAAGGAUAUUAAGUACCUUUAAGUUAUUUUUGUUUGUAAAAUCUGAUAUUAACAAUUUUUCUCUAGUAGUUAAUAAGAAUGGGAACAUUUGAAUGAAGUUAAUUGACCUUUAAAACACAAACGAGGAAGCUCUCCACUAUAGGUAUUGGCCUGUAGUUGGACAGUGAAAGCUGGGAAGGAGUUACCAGCGCCAAGUUCCACUAGCAAAGCAGAAACAUUUGCAGCCAGCCGGUAACACUCAAAGCUACGCUAGGGACGAGCUUGUUGAACGUACCCGGUGCUGGUUUACAGUGUUCAGUCGUGGCAGCUGUGGGUGACCAUGGAGAACCAGGUCUUUAUAGCUUGUCAGGGGAAGUUAGUUGUCAGUAACUAGCAUCUUAAAUGUCAGACUCCUUGGGACUAAUUAGUAAAACCUGUUCUAAAUUAAAGGUUUUUCUCUGUGUACUUAUACUAUUGGUUUGUGGAAGUUUCUUUAUUGCUUAAAAGCUAUUAAAAUGCAUCAGUGCAUGAAA